AGGUUGGAAAGAUUGGAGAGAGAAAAGGAAAGAGACAGAAUAAGAGAAACAAGGGAGCGUAAAGAAUUAGAAAGACGAAAACGAAGAGAGGAGGAGGAACGAGAAAAAGCAAGAGCAGAGGCUCUAUACAGACGUGAAAGGGAGAAGGGUAAAAAAGCAUUAAAACAGUCAAGGGUACGGAGUCGAAGUCGAGAACGCCAAUUUACCAGUGAUCCACACAGAGACAAAAAAUCUCGUCAUCGUAUGAAGUCACCAGAGCCAGAGCGGUCAAGGCCCCGUGGGCCACACACACCUGAGGAGGAAUAUCCACAUGAGGUGGAGGAUAUGGAUGAGGAUGAAGAGGAGGAAGAGGACCAUGUCACAUCCUCCCACGAGGGGCUUGCUGAAGGCAGUGACGCCCACAGUGGCGACUCGGACGUAUCUGUCGAGGAGGAGGACAGCGAAUCUGAUUCUGAUUCAGGAAGUGGCAGUAACUCCAACAUUGGUAGCGAGGACAGCCACCAAAAACACAGUGACAUGGAAGACGACUCCCAUCAUCAGGAUCCCAUGAAAGAUAAUUUAAGGUCAAUAUUUGAUGAUGAUGAGGAAGAUGAAGAGUCGGACCCUGAGAGCGCUGCAUCCUCCGCGCACGUGUCGGAACAGCACCAGGAUGAACGAAUGUACCUACAAGACACGCCCCCGCAGUCUCCCGUGGAGCUGGCACCGGACCUCCCGCCAUACCUCCCCGCAAUCCAGGGCUGUCGUAAUGUUGAAGAGUUCCACUGUCUUAAUCGCAUCGAAGAAGGAACUUAUGGUGUUGUGUAUAGGGCAAGGGACAAAAAGACAGAUGAAAUUGUGGCAUUGAAGCGACUUAAGAUGGAAAAAGAAAAAGAGGGUUUCCCUAUCACUAGUCUGCGAGAGAUCAACACUCUCCUAAAGGCUCAACACAUGAAUAUUGUUACUGUCAGGGAGAUUGUAGUUGGCAGCAAUAUUGACAAAAUAUACUUAGUCAUGGACUAUGUAGAGCAUGAUCUGAAAAGUCUGAUGGAGACAAUGAAACAGCCAUUCCUUGUUGGUGAGGUAAAGACUCUGUUGAAGCAGCUCCUUUGUGGGGUUGAUCAUCUCCAUGACAACUGGAUCAUUCAUCGGGAUCUCAAGACAUCUAAUCUUCUUCUCAGUCACAAAGGCAAGUUAAAGAUAUUGAGACAUAAUUUCACAGACUAGUUUGUUUUCUAAGAUUAUCUCCCUUUAUACCUAAUGAGCUGGUAACCAGGUAACCACCAAUAGUUGAGACUGAUUUGAUGAAUUGUGCAUAAAUGGGUCGUAAAACAAUCACUAAAA
Molecule: messenger RNA, 1320 nt
Organism: Pecten maximus
Lineage: Eukaryota; Metazoa; Mollusca; Bivalvia; Pectinida; Pectinidae
Product: cyclin-dependent kinase 11B-like
Biological process (GO): regulation of mitotic cell cycle; protein phosphorylation
Cellular component (GO): nucleus
Molecular function (GO): cyclin-dependent protein serine/threonine kinase activity; ATP binding
Source: RefSeq, a predicted model, not a curated record